GAUGCUAUACAUAUGUAUAGUUUAGCAGACAGCUACUCUAAAUAGAAUAUUAUAUAUGUUGAACAAUGAUGACUAAACUGUUCAAAAGUUUAACGCAAACUUUAUUAAAAGUGGAAGAUGCCGUUAUAACGGCUAUAUUGCGUAAAUUUCAACCCGGUCUGUGUAUAGCUCAACUAGAUUCGAUAGAUAAACCAAACUCCAGUAUAUCUGUAAAAGAUAUUUGGAAAGAUGGAUUUCUUUGGGGAGUUCCAAAGCACAGAAGAUCUAUCGAAAAACGAUUAUCACGGAAGUUCGGUUGGCCAAAGUAUAAUUGGAAGCCACUUGUACCAAAAACUAAUUUAUUAAUGUGCAGGGCAUGUGGACAUUAUUAUGAAGCACAUACUAUUUGUGGAACUUGUUACAAGAAGGUUAAAGAAGAAACUUUAGAAAUUCAGAAAGCUAUGGAACAGGAACUCAAACUUGAUCCUGUGAAAGACGAUAUUGUUGUAUUGUACGAGGGAGAAAGAGAACAGAAACCUGCAGAAUUUUGGAAAGGUCAACGUAUAGUUGAAUUGCCUAAAAAGCGUCCAGCAUGGUUCCAUCCAAAUUUACUAGAACCAACCACUCAACCACUUUCAGAUAGUACAGAAGUUAAACCAAAUGACUUAGCAUAAAAUACAUUUUUUAUUGCAAUUUCCAUUGUUAUAACAAAUAGAAAAUAAAUACUUAUAAUAUAAAUUCAUUCGUAGUCACAUUUCCAACAAUUCAUUACAAAAUGU
Molecule: messenger RNA, 758 nt
Organism: Phymastichus coffea
Lineage: Eukaryota; Metazoa; Arthropoda; Insecta; Hymenoptera; Eulophidae
Gene: mRpL32
Product: large ribosomal subunit protein bL32m
Exons: 4
Coding region: 66-653 (195 amino acids)
Biological process (GO): translation
Cellular component (GO): mitochondrial large ribosomal subunit
Molecular function (GO): structural constituent of ribosome
Source: RefSeq, a predicted model, not a curated record